AUGGCGCCUGGGAAAACGCACGUGAAAGAUUCGAAAAAGAGUAAACAGUUUCAAGUAAAAAAGGGGAAUAUCUCUGGCAUCAAAAAGGCAAAGACCAGUAAUGCUCCCAAAAAGAAGGUUAGAAAUCUACAUUUAGUAAAAACAGAGGGACGCCAAAUAGCUUUUACUUAACAGUUAAUGAAUGGAUGGCAGGCGCGGAUCCGGUACCCCGGUCACCUCCCCGCCCAACCAUCUCGCCACCAACGAAAUCGCCACCAAGAUAUACAUUGUAUAUAUCUUAAUUAAUACUUAUCGAAAGGAGAAGUCUCGAAAAAGAAUUCUUUCACUUUAAAUUUACAAUGAAAGGAGGUAAGGUUCAAGUGACAAUAUUAACCAACUUUCAUAAGAAAGGCUGUUGGAUUUUAAACAAAUCGCGAUCGCACCUUAAAUAAGCCGUAUUAAGGUGUUAAAAAGUCGCAAUUAUUCACAAAAACUGAAACAGAGAUAUACCGUUUUUACACCAAAAACAAAAUUACUAUAAAUCUAUAAAUCAUUCCUCUAGUAUGGUGACGAUCGUGUGAUUUAACCAAGUAUAUAUCUUUUAUUUGACAUAAUCCAGCUAAAAGGGAGAACCUGGCAGCAGAUUGAAGAAAUUAACAAGAAUUUCACAGAUGUACUACAUACAACACUGAUCAAAGAUUCCAGCCAGGCUGGCAAUCCGAAAUGUGCAAGUGCAGGAAAGGAAGUCUGUUCACAGGUGAGAAUGUGAGAAUGUUUGGCAUGGAAAGAUCCUAGUGGGGGGUACUUCCUUAUAAGAGGCUAAUGGGGAUGUGCUGCUGGAUGGGGUCGCAUUUUCAUGACUGGAUUGACUAUAAUCGGGUCACAUUUUCAAUGGUGUUUCUAGAAUUGUGCGCAUUUUCGGAUUAUGGGGGUAAGACGGUUCUUCAUAUUUAUGGUUAGCAAACGUACCAGAAUGUUUGUAGCGCAGAUGAAAAGUAAAGUGCUCUUCAUUCAAUGUAAAAAAUGGGUCAAUUCAUAAAAAUAGAAAGUGACUACGUUGGGAUCGUGAAAAUUACAUAUUUGCCCAAAAGUGACUAAGCUGGGGUCUAUAAUUGGCCACAAAAUAGACUAUAAUGGGGUAAGGGCUCUGAGAGGCCAGCAGCACAAACCCAGCAAAAAUUAACCCAAGUACCCCCCCCCCCAGGGGGGAAGAUGAGCGAGGAAAAAGCUGCUGAUCCAGUAAAAGUGAAGUCACUUUAGAAGGGUUGCCUUUGUUUGGUUUUAAUUUUCUACUUGUUGGGUUGUAUACUCAGGGGGUCCCCUCCCCAGCCCAGAACCCAGCCUGUAUCACAUUUCUUGUCUGUCUUUCAUUUGCCCGUGUUAUGUUGUAACUGAAUGUUCUAGAAGCUUAGAACUGACAAUGUUUGUAGAAAUUGAUGAGCUAGGCCUGUUUGCAAUACUUCAGUAAGCACUCAGUUGCAAAAAGUGCAGCAAACAUGAAAGCUUUAUCAAUGUUUUAAUGCGGGACAAAAACAUAAAAGAUCAUGCAGUUUUCUUAAGCUCAGUGUAAAAAUUCACUCAAAGUCAUUAAUAUUAUUACAUAUAUAUUACCUUCAAACAGAUCACUGAAAGGGCAUCAAUUACAGCGGUUUCAGAUGUUUCUCAAGAUGAACUCACAAAGACUGUUGAAAACAUUGCAAAUCUAUAGCUAAUAGCUAAACAAUGCUACUCUGUAUAACACAAAUCGUAGAUGAGAUGUUUCAAACUUUGCAUCAAAGUUGAUCAAAUCAUCCCAGAGUACUACCUGAUCCCUAGCAACAAAUGAUCAGAAUCAAGAACGUCUUGGACUUUCCCCUCAUGCUCAGAGGGAAUACUCUUGGACAUACUAUCUGCCACUAAUGUUCUUUGACCUGUACAAAAACCAGUCUUAAAAUAGAACUAAUAUACAGUCAUCGCCUUUAUAACAAUAAUGGUCUAAUCACCUUUAAGGCCUAAUGUAUGCUCAAAAAAUAUCUUACUCAAUUCAUGCAGUCUUCCUCAAGUGUGCCAAAAUCAAGCAAGUGUAAAAAAGGCUGUGCUGGUAGUGUGAGAUUUUGAAUGUUCAAUUCAAUUUGUUAUAAACAGAGAAAUCCAACAAUUUAGGACAAUAUUGAGGGGAGUUCAACAAUAAACUUGAAUGUACCAAGUGUUGCCAGUGUAGCAACUGCUAAAAGAAAUCUUUUACAUGCUUUUGGUAAAUGUAGAAGUCGUUGUCUUCCAAGGGUUGGGUUAAAAUGGUAUUUUUGUUUGCGACAAAGCUUAUGAUUUUACAAAUUGCUUUGCAUUAAUUUGCUUCUUAAAAUGUCAUUAUCACUUGAAGGUCUUUUGAAUGGACUAAGGGCAUUUUAAAGGUACUGCUUUUCAAUGAAAAUGCAAUCAUACUGGACACGGCUGUGCUUUGUUCCUGGCCAGAUAUAUUUGUCUUUGUUUUAUAGAAAUCAUACGCUGAGGACCCUGGAAUUCACAGGUUCAGCGCCCCAGGCUCCCUUCAAUUUUUCUUUGAGCACAGCCUCGCUAGAAUUGCUUACAUGGAAUUGCUUACUCGUUUUCGUAAAAAUAUUCUCAAUGACUAUCUUGUACAAAUUGCAGCUAGUAAGAUUUAUUUUUCUUUUUGACCAAGUUUCAUCAUCAUCAUCAUGUCUUAUCGCGCCAGUAGGUGCAUAAGCCUCACUGACCAAGAUUAUGAAGCAUAAAAACGACUUCCUUCGGUUCCUUAUCAGGGAAUUCAAUAAAAGUGGAACUUUCUUAUUUAAAGGAGGAAAAUCUAAUAUAUUGUUAUUACAAUUAUUUAAUGAACGACUUUUUGUUACUCUACCUGAAUCAGAUUCUGAAUUAAACAUACAACUACGUUGAAACAGUCGAAUCUUUUUUUUCUUUCUCUCGGGGACGACAUGGAUAAUAGAACAUGGGAACGAUCAGGACGGUUUCAAACGUCGAAUUUCACAUAUGCCGAAUUUAAGGCUAAUGGGUAAAAUCUUUUGUUCUCAGUCAUUUGCAUUAGUCGAGGCAGGAUUAGCACAGUUGGUAGAGCGCUUGAUUGCAGAGCGGGAGGUCGCGGGUUCGAUUCCCGUUGCCGAACCAAUACUCAGGGUCUUAAUUAAAAUAACUGAGAAAUGAAGGUACUCCCUUUGCACUGCAAUCGGCUAGACCACGUAAAAUGGCGGUCCCAUCUCCAGUUGGAGACGUAAAAGUAUUGUCCCCAGUUAGUACUUUCGUGCUGAAUACCUUGACACUCAAAUCAAUUACAUUUAUUUAUAUAUUUUUUUUAGAUUCGGCACAUGUGGAGUUCGACAAUCAAAACACGCCGCAAGUGAGCAAAACACGCAAGAGUGGGUAUGGUUUGAUCCAUACAGUAUACGAGGGUUUUUUGAUCGGCUAAAAUAACUAGUAAUUCGAGUUUACAGUAUACAGAGUUAUUUCGGUUCGGGGUAUAUUGAGAGAAACUUUGGGUGUUUUGAUUGUCCAUACACCACUCCCCCUACCCUUACCCACCAGGAGAGGUGUUGACUUUCCCGUGAUACUUCCUCCUUACCCUUCCCACUGCCGCCUGAUUAGCUCAGUUGGAUAGCACAGAAAUUUAGAGUUAAACGGCAACGUAAAUUUGUACCAAGUGACCAAGUUUUCCCUUGUCGUUUACUGUUCAAUACCUCCACACGAAUUUAGUGAUUUCACUUCCUUUCUUUAGUAGUGGAAACUCGGGGGUAAAGGAAAUCGCUUAAAUCGCAGCGGGUUGGGAAAAUAACCAGACAGCAAGCAAGAAUAAACUAAGUAAAUAAGGUAAAGUGUAUUUAAUUGAAACUUCCACGGAAUAUUUAUCUUCUUGAACCUAUUACCUGAAUUCCCAUACAAAUCCUUUAUCGUUGACGGUCAUUUUGAGGAUUACCUGACGCAAUAUUAGACCUCGCGUAUUAAUAAUCUCUCAUACUGAGCUUGGGCUGCCUGUGUUCUUAAUUUUGACAAAUUCUCAAUGUGAGUCUGACGUUUGCCUUUGGCCGUAAACGAGAUUCAAAGGCUUUCUGCUGACUAAUUGCAGGUUAAUCAAUGCUGAGCAGGAAGCACGGGUUCAAACCAAAGACGGACCACCAACAUUUUGAUAUCCCAAGCGAAAUUUCUGGUUUUUAUGUAAAUGGUCUCCUUCACACCCAGAUAUGUAGGCUCUCCUCUAAAUCUCAGUUUGUCCCAACAAGAAGACACACAAACCUUGGGUGCGGCUCGCUUCAAGCCAAGCGCUCGGUUUAUUCACGUAAAGACUAAAAGAUACAUGCCAUAUCAUAGAAACGUAAUAUACAAUCCAAGUAACAUACAGCUCCAAAAAACUAGGUCACAAGCUGAAUUAAAUUGAAAUGGGAUCGUGGAACAACAGCUGGGUGAAAAACCUCCCCGUAGGUCCACUUGCACCUAGGAGGAAAACCCCAGGCCAGCUGUACCCCAUGAAAAAACGGUCUCCCGGGCAAGACCAAGUAAAUAGAACCUAGAAUCAAUUAAAAGCGGUACGAACAAGAAAACUAAAUACCUAAAGCCUUAGGAGAUAAAGAAUCUUGGACAUAUCGGUCCUUAGCCGAUUCACUAGCCCAGCGGCCAUGACGCUUAAAAAGUUGAUCUGGUAGGCCUGCAUUUGCGGCAGCAGUGGCCCCGCCACUCCUAAAGCUAUGUGUACCAAUGGCAGAAAUAUCAGGAACAAUAUCUUUAAAGGCUUCUAGCACUAACUCUCUUAACCUUGAAUAGCUUAAACCUUUAGAUCUAGGCGUAUAACCACAUUUAGUUUUGGAAAGCUGACAAAACAAAGGGCUAUCGCAGGAAAGCCCAGCUCUAUCUAAAUAACGGUUCAUCAUAGUAACCGGACAAGUUGCUUUCCUAGAAUAAGCUACAACAAUGCAAGCUCCAUCUCUAUACUGAUCAGUUUCACUAGAUUGAAUAAAUAACUUUAACAUGUCAUUUUCGAUCGUAACAUCGGAUCGAACAAGCUUAGCAAGCUCAUCAAAUCUGAGAAAGGCAGCAAAAGCUAGUAAGCAAAUAACAACCGAACGAAUGUUAUACAAAGAGGCCAUUGAGUCCGCCUUGGAGAGGCAACUAACUGCUCUAACUGAGAGACUGUGAUAGGCUUCUUCUUGGUUGUUUUAUGGGCCAGCAAACGCUGCGCGCCGGCAAAAGUACUCUUCACCAACGGAUGAUCAGAAGGAGACGGCUCGCCACCCAGCUGGUGAAACCAGGCAAUGCUGUGAACUGCCGACUCCAGGGGAGAUGCUGUCUUCGUCUCAGUCAUUAAAUGAUGCAAAUAAAUAGCAAAGUGAAACGGAGAAGCGGGAAAAACUGUCAAGCCAUUUUCUCGUGCCCAAGACCUCCAUCUGUUGUAAGAGGAAAAAUAUUUGGAGGAAGUACUGGGUGCUCUGCUAACCAAAGCAACAUUCGGAAGAGAACUUGCAAGGGAUUGUAAAGCACUGGAUCACUGGGGAACCGCAGCCCGAAGAUCCAACCACAUAGUAGAGCUGAAAACAUCUGCAAAAUAUAAGCAAAAAGAACACACACACACCCUAAAAAGUCAAAAACAAAUAAAAAUGACCCGGACGCUGGAACAGCAAGACCGAGAUGAAAGACAAAUCCAGCACGCCCAAAUAUAUACCCCUACUAAUUACCCACAUACCAGCGCACACGCCUAAACAAACAUAAGAUACCGAUGAGAGCAUAUUUUCCUGCUAAUUGCCAAGUCAAACGCAGGAAAAUACUAAUUGAUUGGAGGAUGAGUGCGGGCUCAUUAUUCUAAACAGCAGCUGGUAAACGAGCCUACCCUCAUCCCACGUUACGCUACACUGUACUGUACGUUACGUUACGUUAAGUUACAUUACAUUACGCUACAUCACAUUACAUUGACUGGCAUUAAUUAUCUCUUGCUCUUACACUGCAACAAAAACCCGGUGAAACUCCACUCAAAUGCAUGCGACAUAUUACUUUUUCUAACUUCAUUUUCUUCUACACAUAUUAUUUUUGUGAGUUCUUAUACAGCAGACACGAGCUGUGUUUACAUUCCGUAAUUUCUUCAUGGCAGCCUACUUGAAUGUUCACAAACUUCCUUGAAUUUAACAGCCAGGAAUUUCUGCUGAGUUUUGUUAUAUUUACUCUUACAUCUUAUUCACAAUAAAUCAGUUAUAGUUGCUUAUUAUUAAAAUUCUUUUUUUGGUCUAUUUCUUGUUCUCUUCAAUUCUUUGUACCCCCGCCAUUUACAUGGAUAAAAUUGUGGAACAAUGUACCCUAUUGUUCACGUGAAGCGUUAGUAAACAUGUUAAAAAUAGUUUGGGAAACUUUUAAUCAAAUGCACACACGAGCGGCUUCAUAACGUUUUCUUAGCUUGAUUCUAAAAACAACGAUACCUAACAUAAGUUCUCUUAAAGUGGCAACAAGACCCAAGUUUGUUAAUCUCAUAAGUCAGCCGGGCUUAAUUUUUCCACGAUGUUCCGUCCGUCGAAAGCGGUAGGUAUUGAAAUCAGGGCUUCGAUUAGUAAACUCUCUUAAUUAACAAAAAGUGUUGGCACAACUUGACAAACCUUGCUGAGCAUGCAAUCAAAUUUCGUAAAGAAGCACAGUAUUAACGGAUAAAGGCUGUUCAUGUUCCUUUUAUAUUUUGUCACAUUUUUUCGAGACCUAAAUAUAGUUGGGUUCUGUUACUUUGCACGAAUUUUACCGGCCACACUUCUUAGACAUACAGUUAAUGACCGCUGCCGGAAACCUUUAAUAACGCAUUUUAACAAACUGACCAUACAUUUACGAAAGUGAAGGUGAAAUCACGAGCCGGUUCACAGUAAACCAGCCCAAAAACAAAAACAGCACGCUGCUGCUUACUAAAGCUCUUAUAUACAGAGAUUGCAAGAUUAGACUGAUAUACUGAAGCAAGAAUUGGCGAUUAAGGUAAUGAAGAGAAUUAAUGGAAUUCUUUCUCUCCCCGAAACAUGUAUGUUCCAUAGUCUACAUAUGCGACACCUUUUCACCGUAGCCUGAGGAGUAAUAAAAUAAAAGUUAAAGACCGUUCAGGAUAGCGAUACAGCUUUGAAGCAUGUUGCCUAGGAAAUGAUUAAGUGCAAAAGCUAGUAAGCCAUAUAUGUAUACAUGGUUAUCAGUUUGCUUUCAAUACCCGCGUAGUAACGUCGCAUAUGUCAAGUUUAAGCUACCUGUGUUUGUGUAUUAAUCAUGCUAUUUAACAAGUUCCCAAGCGGUCAGAAUUUAUUCAUGCAUUCCUUUGACUGUUCAUAAUUUUACUGCACAGUCAAUGAAGAAAACAAAGUAGCCGUCAAAAUGCUGUAUCAAGAAUGCAGAGAAUGCGGAGAGAUGUAAUUUAGCAGCAAAAAUUUUGAAGCAAUUAUAUUAAAAUGUAAUCUCCUUAGUUUAACUGAUUACAAUUAACAAAUUAGCGCCUAAUUAAGGCUCUGUUAAAAGUUAAAAAGAAUUGCUUUAUAAAUGAAUCGUACGAUAUUGGAGGGGGGUUAAUGACUACAAAACGACCCUUCUUAAAAAUUUCCUUUUUUUCAAGUUGGUAAAACUACUGCCAAAUGAUAUAGGACACUGUAUCGGUGUAAAUUAGUUAAAAAGAACCUCAGAUUGAAUAUAAUUCGAAACUGACCUUGUUUUGAAAGAAAGGACCAACUUGACAUAAUAGCAUAAUAGAAGAACUGGAUCCCAAAAGAGAAUAUAAUAAUGAUCAGCUAUAGAAUAUGCAGUACUCACCAGGGUUCUAUCUAGAGUAUUUGAGGGGUAGAAGCUUCCCCCCCCCCCCAAAAAAAAAUGCCCAGCUUCCCCACAAAAAGUAUUGUUUAAUAUCUUUACCGUAUACAGUAUAUGUAACUACAGUAUAUCGGAAAAAUCAUCCAGACUCGACGAGGUCAGUGCACACGGCACUGUACCAUUUCUCAAAAUUGUGUCUCAAAAUCAGGCAAAAUGCACCAGAUUGCUUCUCAGCGCAUAUUCAUUUCAAAAAAUGUCCGGGGGGCACGCCCCCUACCCCUCUAGGAAGAUCGGGACCUCGGCCACUUCUCCCCGAAAUGACAAAUCCUAGAUAGAACCCUGCUCACUGUAAAAUCAGCACGUAUAACAUUUCCUGACAGCUACGCAGGCGAAAACAAUAGUGCUUUGUUGACUGCAUUCAGGGCUUGUUCAAAAUCACUGUUACGGGAACCACUAUACAAAUGGGAAAGGGCUUCGUAAAAGGGCUUCAUGGUUUUAAAGUAUAAUGUUCAAGUUUCUCGACUGCACACCUCUAAUGCAUCUAUUGUCUAUUUGUAAUAGACCCCUGCUUACUAUACUACAAGAAAGGAAAAUUUUUACAAAUUAGUGAUUUCUUAUUUACAGGUUUUAGAAGCUCUCGGAUUUAAGUCAAACGCGAAUGGUAAGUUAUCAUAUCGAACGAAAGAAGCAUAGCUGAUUUUACAAUCGGGAAUAUAUAUUUAAGUUACCAAUAUUUCGGAAGGCACGGCCUUCCUACUUCAGGGUCUUACAUACAAUGAUAGUUACAAUUAAGAAUAGUGUGCAAUAUGAUACUAUAACGUUAAAACACAGACAGCCCAAGCUCACUGUGACAUUAUCUUACUUAGCUAAAUAAUUAUUCAUACAGCAACAAUUUAUAAGACGUUGUAUGAGAAUUAUUCCUGGGGGGGGGGCUUUUGGGUAUUUUUUGGGUGGGUAUGUGCUGCCCGGGACUCCAAAUUGGUACCCCGUUCUAAAAAAAUUUCCCCUAAAAUUGAUACCCCGUUCUAGAAAUGGGCCAAUUUUUUAUACCCCGUUCUAGAAAGUUUGUAAAUUGAAAUAGCUCUGUUUUUUUAAAAAAGAUAUUUCUUUAUUUGUUCGACUUAUACAUCAAAUAAAUGCUUCAUUAAUCAGCAACAAUUUUAAGCAGAAGAUAAAGCCGUGAUCCACAAUUUUUUAUACCCCGUUCUACAAAACGCCUCUGAAAUGGAUACCCCGUUCUAAAUCAGGAGCUUCAAAAUCACGACCCCGUUGGGCGGCAGGUACCCGUAUAGGUAAUGUAUGGGAGUACCCCCCCCCCCCCGGGGAAUUAUCCUAUUUCUGAAUAAUUGAGCGAAACAUGCAUCAAUUUUUCCCUUUAAGCUUUCAUUUUAAUAGUACUUUCUUAUGUUUAUUUGUGUGUUGACUGCGUUUCAGGCCUCUUAGGAUGUCAAGAACCCGAGAACAAUACUAGUCCCUCCUAGGAGCAAGAAAAUUAUAAGACGUUGUCGACGUUGUAUCAGAAAUAUUCUUUGCUCACUAAAUUAGCAAAAUGUGCAUUGAAUAUCGCUUUAAAGCUGACAUUUAGUGUUUCUCGUUUUUCUUAGUGUUCUGACUUGUUUCAGACUUCGUAGGCAUUUUUAAUGGAUUUUAAUGCAUUUUUUGGCGGCGAUAAAUUCCGUGACAUUUGCGUGCGACGUGGAGACAAUUCUGCCAGAAACAAAUGUUCUGAUAAAUAACGCACAUUUUCCAUCAUUCACAUUGCCAAAUUUCCCAUUUCGAAGGUACUAAACACCAACAUGAUCGCCAACGUAUUGUCCACUUCGUUGUCGAUUUUGACCUUCGAAAUGGGAAUUUUGGCAAUGUGAAUGAUAGAAAAUGUACGUUAUUUAUCAGAACAUCUACUAUUGGUGGAAUUGUCUCCAUGUCGCAAAUGUCACUGAAUCUAUCGCCGCCGAGAUCAAGUGGACCCAGUCAAGAGAGGUUUGCCAACCUUACUGUAAACUGGUGAAAAACAGUCGCUUAAAAAAAUGCAUUAAACAGUGCCUAGGAGGUCUGAAAUGCAGUCAGAACACAAAGAAACACAAGAAAACGCGAGAGGUAAGCUUCAAAGCGAUAUUUAAUGCACAUUUUGCUAACUUAGUGAGCAAAGAAUAUUUCUCAUGCAAUGUCUUAUAAUUUUCUUGAUGUAUGAAUAAUUAAUUAGCUUAGAAGGAACUAGUAUUGUUCUCGGGUUCUUGACAUCCUAAGAGGCCUGAAACGCAGUCAACACACAAAUAAACAUAAGUAAGUACUAAAUGCAAACUUUACAGGCAAAAAUUAAUGCACGUUCCGCUCAAUUAUGGAGAAAUGGGAUAAUUCUCAUACAACGUCUUAUAAAUUGUUGCUGUAUGGAUAAUUAAUUAGCUAAGUAGUGCGCUUGGGCGACCUGUGGUGAGAGGCAACUUGCACGAUGGCGUCAUUUUACCACUUCGACCAGAAUCCUUCAGUGUUUUGCUUUUUUUUGCAAAUUAAAGCUUUUCUAUUCAAACCUCAAUGGGAUUUCUAAAUUUAAAGAUUAAAGAAAAACGAAAUAAAUAAUGUCUCACUAUUAAAAACAGAUCAUCGUGCAAAUGGCCAGUCACCUGCCCAGAGUCUUCUGGUUUUUCGGUCAGCAGGGCAAGCCAGAAGAAUCUGGGUACGAGAUUGGUAAAAGGCCUAUUUUAAGGUUUCAAACCGACACCCUCAUGAUCAGAGAGAGCUCGCCGAUCUCUGCAAAAUUCCCAAGUUUGGUGUUUAUCCAGGGCCAAUAUUGGACGAGAUACAAUCAUUAAAAAACAUCAGUGCCAGCGCCCGGCAAUCCAUAUAUUUCUUAAUAAAUUUUUCAAGUUUUUGAAUGGCUGUAUGUUUUUCAAUAUUUGACCAAUUAGCACCAAACUUAUGGAUUUUUUAAAGCUCGGUGUGUUCUUUCUGACUAUGUGGAUGAUAAUGCACUGACUAGUACCCAGUCCACCUCGGUUUGAAGCCAGCCAAUGGUACCCAACGUAUUUAGUUGCUCCUCUUUGUGAUUGGUUAAAAAUUUUCACUUUUUUUUAGCCAAUUAGAGGGAAGAAAAACCAAUCCGGGUGACUAGUUCGCAUAUGUUUUCCCGCGCUUAGCUUGACGCCGGCUACUCAGUUGUUUUUGCUUCGAGGAGAUUUCAGUCAGCUCGUGAUACGAUUGGCCAGAGGAUAUACAGUUACUUUGGUUUCGAUUUUGAACCACACUCAAUAAAAAAAACAUUAUAAGAAAAAUUAUAAGGCGAGAAAGUCGAGCUUACCUUGGGUACCAGAGAUAUUUUUUCUCGCGUGCGGCGAUUAAGUGAGGCGGGGAUGUUGCGGGGUCGAGUCUUUAGCCAGAGGCCGAGGCUAUAAAGACAAGAUUACUAAAGCGGAAACGGCACAUGAAAAGUUUCUGGAACGGGUUAGUCGGGUACUGUUGUCGUGGAAAAUGCUAAUCCCUAAAAACAUGAGCACUUAACAAAAGUCUUAAAAUAUGCAUCAAGAUCUAUAACACUUAUAAAAUAAAAGCCUUGAAACUCGGCACGGUAUGAAUCAUUUGAAUUUUAAUCGACAAUUGAACUCAGACUUCUUUAUCAACUUCGUGCAAUUGAAGAGCGUAUAGGAACUGUUGGUUUGCUGAUAUACUAUGUCAGUUUUGAUGAAGGAAGAUGUUAGAAAACAAAAACUAAUCCGCAGUAACAGGAAAUUGGUAAAUUAUGUUUUCAACGGUAAGUGUAAAUACAAUUGACUUAUGAAUAACUGAAUUUUAUCAAAUACAAUAUGGAACUGAAAACGUUUCAUAUAAUACACGAGUAAAUUAACACGAGAAGAUCAACCAUCGUAGUUAUAUACCCCAGUUCAGUACCAGUAAGCACUUGCUCGAGGCUGCGUACAUAACUGCAAUGAUCUUUCACGUGUUAAAUCUUUCCCUUCGGGUUCAAAAAUAUGAAAAUACAUAUAUUCACAAUGGGUCCAUAAUAGCGCAAGACGUAAUUUUUAAAGGUUGUUAUACUGGACAUGGUUUGAUCUUACAAAAGUAAUCAUUGGAUGCUAAUGUCUUUCUUUAAUUCACAUAUACCAGGAAACAGUUUUCAAGAAAGAAGAAACAGCACGCCAUUAACAGUAUGUUACGGCUAUUAACUCUAUUAACGAUGUGUUUUAUGCCAACGUUUUCAUGUCACAAAAUAGACAUAUGAAUUCGACUGCAUUCUUACGUUCUCGGGGUAACGCCGGUUCGCUUUUAAAAUUAGGUCUAGUGCAAAACCUUUCAUUGAAUAAGAGUAUCUACUUUCGUUUUUGAAUUAUUGGUUUCGGCCUUCGGUUCUUCAUAAUCGGCUUCAGAUCAUACGAAAGCAAAGCUAGCGUAACCUGUCCUGUGUUACUGACAUAAUUUUACCGGAUGUCAUAAACUCGGCCUUUUACAUUUGUUAGCCGAGCUGGUUCUGAAAACUACAUUUACCGUGAGAUAUGAUCAAAUCGGAAACAAAGAAAUAUUUUGAAUGGGUAACAAUGAUGAAAGUUACUAAAACCAAACGAAAAAUGGUUCUUAAUUAGCUGGUUGUUCCUUUUGUUUAGGUGACAUACCUGGAAAAACGAUGGCAACAAAUGGCCAUUCAAGGAAACCUUCCUGGGAUUGUGGCAUUAUUGGAACAGGAUCCCAAUUUAGUCUCUUUACAGGUCGGUAACUUAGAAAGAGAUGUAUAUCGUUGUCACCACAGAUCAAAGAUUGUUUUUUCCUGCCUUAUACCGAGAACUAGCGGCUCACGACCGUAACUUGUUCCGCAAAUCAUUAAGCCUGCAAAAUUGCUUUCACCAGUCCGUGUCUAACGAAAGUAAUUUCUGCUUGUACGGGUUUUUUAUUUUUCUUCAACGUUAGUGUAGCGAAUAAGCGUCGUUGAUGUACUGUGUAUUUUACGAUCACGCCCUGAUUGGGGUCAUUCAAUAGAUUGCCUAGAAUUUAGAUGUGAUUGCAGUACUACACUACACUAUUUGUACCUGUCAAUUUUCUUCUUCUUUGAUGACCUAAUUUAAAAAGUUUAGGGUUUUUUAUCGUUUAAUUUCCUUUGGAUGAAUUCCUUAGUUUAAUAAUACCUGAAUCCUUCACAUGAUCUAAUUGACUGAAUUUACUUAGCCUCAAACAGUUUAUCUGGGAAGGUAAUCAUCUUUGAAAUUUACUCUUCUAUGCAGCUUAUCCUACUUAUUACACGUUUUCUUUCUUCUUUGCGAACGCCUUCUUCUUCUUCUUGAUGCUAAAGGAUUUUGUUAUGGUGAGUUAAUUUCAAUCAUUUCGUAAGUUUGAUACAUUACAUCCAGAAGUACAUACUUGCCGGAUCCCUAUAUUUGCCAUCACAAAUGAACCAAGCCGAGUCCUAAACAUAAUUCGCUUUCUGAAGAUCACACACUGUUCACAAGACUAUGCUAAAAACGUGAACAUGCUGGCAACAAUAUAUCCAGUUUUUUUUUUCAAUAACAAAUACACUCCCGAGCGUCCCGUCAAAGUUUUUUACCGUGUUAAAAUAAAGAUUGGAGAUUUGAGAUUUGAGAUACUUUUCAAUGUAUACCCAGCAUACAAAUGAACAUAAAAGCCUUUUGUUAGCCCUGUACCUCAAGCCUAACAUGAAUUCAAACUUACUUUUUCAUUUGUUUUGUUUAUUUCCUUUUUUAUGAUUUUCUGCCAUGUUCUGCAAAUAGGGGGUAAGUAUUGAACUUAUAACUAAUUCUUUCAUGUGAUUUCCUAAAAAAAUUAGGACACAGAAACUUGAAGUGUGUCAGGCUAUCAACGACAAAGGUGUUGUCAAGUGCGCAAGAUUUUCUUUGUGAAUGGGUACUCAAACAACGAUUUGUUUCUCGGGAUAACAGGGACGGGGUGUUGUUUAUGUUGCUGUUCAACUUUGCACUACUGUGUUUUCACCUAGACUACUUAGGGGCAAAAACUCUAAAGCAAGGACAACUACCAUGAAAUAUAAAUAAAAUAAAAAUACUAAUUCAAGUCAACUUAUUACUGACUUCUUCUUCUUUCUCUAUUUUUUUUGGCUUGGCUUUACCUCACAAACUAGUUCGUAAGUAUGCUCUUUAUUUUGUCCUAUUUCUGAUUGAAUAACACAUCGAAAUUAUUGCCUUUUCCAGAUUUAAAGAUUUCACCUAAAUUUUCCAAAGUUUGACAGUUCAAAAAUAACCCAUCCUAUUUUGCAUUUCUUCUAUGUACACUCUACAGACAGCAUUACAUUGGGCCGCGAAAAAAGGACGAAAAGAUGUGGCUGAAAUAUUAUUAAACACAGGAAUGGAAGUGAAUACAAAAUCGGUGAGAGUUUCUCUACAUCCAACUUUAAAUUUUUUUGUGUUCCUUAGAUGAUUUUGUUCAACAAUGAGAGAAUUUGUUUUGUCUUGUUCACUUACUUCUUUGUUUUCUAUUUUAUUCGACUUAAUAAUCCUGAUCUGAAAUUAUGGAUACACCGCCCAUCGUAAAGAAGGUAAAAACUUGGAAUAUGCUUUGCUUCCCUUUUCUGCUAAAAAUAUUGUUAAUGUACCUCAAGGCAGAAUAACUCUCUCUUGUGGACCUGUAUUUUUCUAACCACCUUUUAAUUUGUUUUUUUUUUCCGGUUGGUAACUACAUGCACCGACACAAGGGGGUAAGUACUUGUUUAAAAGCAUGCUUUUCCCUUAAUCAGCUUUAACUAAAAUACAUUUGGACCUCCUGUACCACCCGAAAUGCGAAGAUUUAAUGGUCAAUUAAGGGAGCUGGGUUGCUUAGGAGAAUGGAACCAAAGGGUAUCUUUUCUGAGUAGUGGUCUUGAUAAACCUUUUGUAAGAGAAUUCGUUGUUUGCGUUGUCUAAGUUACGAUAUGUGUAGUUCCGUCUUUCACUGAAAGUUCCUCCUAUUCUUUGAGCUGCGUAGCACAUGUUUCGAACAAAAGGCGGGUCUCAAGUAGGGCGGUCGCUUGCAAGAGCUUGUAAACAAUGGAAAAUUAUAAAACUGCCUCCACAAAAAGAGGUGGCGGUCGCGAUUCCAACUAAAAGGUUUUGUGUUUUGGAUAGAUGAUCGCUUACAAGAGGUGGUUGCGCAUGGAGGUUCGACAUGUACAAGGGGCAAAAGACGACGAGAAAGUUUCCCCCGACAUCUCGGACAUUUUUUUAUUUUUAUAUACCUCGUAAUAGAGCGGUUCGACUGUUGGCAGUCCUGAGCAAACUUAUACCCAGACUCUUUUCUCUUUCUUCUUCCCGUCUAUCUUUGUCAGGAAUAGCCUGUUCCAGGAAGGCAGCAUUCAGAUGGUGGGGAGCAAGUUGAAUCGUACGCGGGGAAAACAAGCUGGGGAAAAUAUGAGGGGGAACUGGGGUUGGGACUGGGACUGGGGACUGUUUCCUCUCUAGCCUACCCUGGUUUUUUCCUCCGAGCUCUACUUCUAAGCGCCGCCUGGAACAGGCUAUCUCAACAGUCGAUUUUAGACUUCGAAGCCCAUACGUAAGGCAAUUAAUAGUCUUUGAUUAUAAUUAUAAAUUGUAUUCAUCACUUGUAUUCUCACUGACUGAGAGCCUACAUUAAUUUUGGAAAUAAGAGCACCCUAAACAUUAUUCACUAAUCUGCAGUCAGCAGAUAAGUAAAAAAACUGGAGGAAUAUUGUUUGUUUUUUGAGAAAAAUAAACAGUGAUUAUGAAAAGCUGAUUAUAAAACAAUCGGUGCCUAAAGUUUUUGUGACAGUCGAGAUAAUUAAGAUUGAUCUCUUUAAGUGUUAUCAUAUCAGCCAAUACCUUUGGCUGAGUUGUUAUGCUAGCCAGUUCAGAAACCCUCUAUUUUCCCCUUGGAGAUCGUCGAGCGCGCGCGGGAGAUUUUUUGACCGCUAGGGCAAGGGAGUGGGGCGUUCGCGUGCUCAUCGAUUUUCGAAAAGGAAAAGAAAGCAACCUCUGCGUACAGGCUAUUGUUCGCUCGUAGCUUAAAGGUACUCCUCUUAAUACUGUGAUUUGUUUUCAGGGAUACACUGCUCUGCAUCUCGCUGUAAUUCAUAACCAUGAGAAUAUCAUUAUUUCUCUUCUGGACUGUGGUACGUUUUAUUUUUCUUGGCAUGAAAUAGUCGUCGUUUGAUAAUAGGAACCAUAAUAGGGAUUCCACAUAAGUUAUGGCUCUUGGGUAUAUUUCGUGGAGAAAAUGACUAAAAUAUAUGAUAUUGAUCACUCUUGUGAACGAUUUCUUCCCUGAUUUUUUUUCUUUUUUUGUCAAAGGUGCUGAUGUUGAAGCCCGCGAUUACAGCGGCCGCAAACCUAAACACUACAUAAAGGAAUCUAUGUCAUUAUGGUUACAAAGUAAGUUUAUGGAUUAACACAGCACCUCUAAUUCCGCGUAUAUAUCUUUAUCUUAAAAAUAGCUAUAAAUUUCGCUCGUAAAACUCGAUGAUUUAAAAGACUUGUUUGUCUACGGCAAUGUGCCAUGGACUCUUUUUAUGCGGCGGCAAUGUGAAAUCCCUGGAGAAUAAAGUGCUUUUUUUACAUGCGUAAAUCUGUUCUGAGGGCUUGUUUACAUGGAGGUGGGUGACCCCAGAUAGGUGAGGUAACAUGUGGCGGGUCACCCGUUCAUAUAAACGUGAUCAAAUUAAAAUGUGAGAUUAUAUGGACAGGCGGGUUACCUCACCUACUCGCGGUCCCCCACCUCUAUGUAAACAGGUCCUAAUUGUGUGUACAUGGAAAUUUGUAAUGGUAAUUGAACUUCGUGUCGUGCAAUUUGGUCUGAAAUCAUAUGAGUGAUUUCAAAAUCGAACGAGCGCGCAGCGCGAGUUCGAUUUGAAAUCACAAGUAUGAUUUCAGACCAAAAUUGCACGACACGAAGUUCAAUUACCACUUUAUUACAUCCAUUUUGAAAUCGCAGAAUUUAGUUAGUACUAAUAUUUUAUUGAUCAAGUAGCCGGUUUGUUAAAAGGCCGAAACAAAAAGGCUUUUACAUCUCAUUUUGUAUUCGAAACAGAAAUGAUGCGAUAUAGAACAAAAAUGGUGCCACUUAAAACUGAAAUGAUGCGAUUUAGAACAUGAAUGACACGAUUUGGAAAAGAUACGAUUUAGAGCAAAAAAUGGUGCGAUUUAGGAAUAAAUCACACUGCUGAGAGCCAAUCAGAUUGCACGGAUAGCCAGUGAUUUCAAAGUGGAUGUAAUAAACGAGUAAAUUUACAUGUAAAUUUAUUUUACAUUUGUCAAUUUUUUCUCAAGAGGCAAGACGUGUUUUUUUAGCAAAGUGGUAGCUCUUAAUCCUUUGCCUUAGCUGAAAUCCUCAAACUUUUUCAGAGGUCUUCGGAUUUCGGAAAAUCAUCGCACCUAAAUUUUCUCCUGUUAAACUGUAGUUCUGGUCUGAAACAUGAAUCUGAUUGAAAGGUCUCAUGCUGAUGCAUUUUUUUAUCAUUUAGGAAAACUUGGAAAGAAAAUGGCCCCAUCAGGUGCGUAGAAGUAUAACCCGUGAGCAUAACAGUACAAAAACCAAAGCUAUCACUUAUUUGCACAUUUAUAAAGACUGACAUUUCUAAAAAGGUGGUGAUUCUCCUUAGAAAAAAUUCUAACGUCUUUCAUAGAGUCGCACAUCGAUAAUUUCAUUUGGUCAUUUCAUAACUUGUACAUCAUAUCUUAUGCUUUGCACUGCAGUAUAUCACAGUUGAAGGAACAGGCAAUUUUUUUACUAUCCCACAAAUUAAAAUAAAAUAGCGACCCCGGGUGGGCUCGAACCACCAACCUUUCGGUGACGUUAACGUUAACAGCCGAACGCGCUAACCGAUUGCGCCACGGAGACGUAUACGAACAUUACUUCUGAAAAAGCGCAUAUCCAUCAUUGAAACUUUCCAAACUGGCAUGGUAGAGUCAAAACUAAAUGGCUAAUAUUUGUCUUCGACGGUGAACCUUACGGUUAAGCCCGACCUUUACCCCCCUUCCUUACUGUAAACCCUACUCCGUGGUCCUUUUCUUUGUCCUUGUUUUUAAAUUUUGCCCUUCUGAAGAAUUAAUACAAGUCCCCCUUUUUCUUCAACAUAUAUAUUGUACAUGGCAAGGAUUUUAUGGUAAAAUUCCUACCUCCUCAUGCGCUUAGGAGCGAGCGCGAAACGCGAGUUACUAGUGACGAAACGUAGUGGACCGUGGGAAGGAGAAAGAAGGCAGGCGAAGCGGACAGGCGAAGCGCCGUGUCGCCCGUAUUCCCUUUCCCGCCUUUCUUUGCGCGCAAAUUUUAAUCGAGAGAGAGACUUUUGGGUACGAGGCAGCUUAGCGGUACGGGGAACUCAGGAAAAUCUGUUCGUUAUAACAAGGGUACAUUACUUAGGGUUCCUGUUAUGUGCGCUUUGCAAGGAACUAUCGGGCAAACCGUGUAAAUGGCUUUUUUAAAAUAACCAAGAACCAUUAUGGCUCUUGAUACAACCCUUUACACUUUUUUUUCAAUUUUUUUUCAGUUUUAGUAUCAUCAGAGGAGACCUUGAACGGAGGAUUUCACAACAUUGGUUCCAUCUUUUUCGACAUCAAAGCACUUAGUAAUUCCCUUGGAAGUGGCCUGGACAAACUAGACGAGAAGCCAAAUAAGCUCCAUAUCCCGAGAAAUAAAGUAGCAAGAUCGGUAAAUAAACCGGACAUUAAAUUUUGUUGUUUGUUUGUUUGUUUUCACUCAGUGAUGUUGUAGUCAACGAAGCAAAAUACGGCUGAGAGAGUUGACUGCUAAUAGUCUCUAAAAUAUUUGUCCGUUUCAAAGUUUCAAAACAGAGGAAGCAAAUGGGCAAAAAUAUCCUGUUCAGAACAAAACCGACAAAACAACGAGACUAUGAUACAGUAAAUUCAUAUGUUUGUUAUAAAUUGUCUGCAAGUUAAUUGGAAAGGUUUAUUGGCAGCUGCGAGGCAUUUUAGUAUUCGUUGCAGUUGUGAAGGGUUUGCUGAAGGGUUUUUCUUUAGACAUAACACAAAAGUGAACCUACGCAUGGCCUGCUUGCCCCUGUACGGCGUGUUUCCAGGCCUUCUCGGUCAAUGAUUUUCGGUGACGUAUUCCGGGCGAACGGCCGGACCGCGUGACCCGAAACGCGGAGGCCACACGGAAUAAUGAGGCCAAGGGACUAGGAAACGCACGGUCUUCCAAGGCAACACAAACAGGCCGUUUAGGAAAAGUGGCAUUUAGUGAAGGCGAUUUCGUCUGUAAAACGUACACCUUCCUGUCCAAACUUUUUAAAAUUAAUUCUGGAGUCUUUGCCAUAACACUAUGAAAUCUUACAUUUGCAGUCCUCUUUUGUGAAGAUUUAUAAAAACGUCACUGGUAAAUUCAAGGAUAAGAAUCCACCCAAACUAGAAAUUCCUGAGUGUACAAGGUGAGGUAACUUGCAUUUUCUUGGAUAUAUUAUCAUUGUAUUUUCUGGCCUUCCCUCUUUGUACCAAAUAUAACGCCACUAAAAAAUAAUGUGGUAAGAGGUCUUUAAAUGAGAACAUAUUUUAGUCUUCGCAAGAUCAUGAACUGAAAUUGAGUGGUUGAUGGACCAGUUUAUUUUACACACUUCAUCAUUCACCUCAUACAAUACUCCUCAUAUACUAGAUUCGGCACAUGUGUAGUGCAACGUUUGAACCGGGCCUUAAACAGUGAGCAUAGUUUUUUUUUAGCCUGAGAAAACAGCCGACAUUUCGCGAAGCCACCACUGGUUUUCUCGCAAAAUGACAUCUGAGAAACGAGCGCAGAAAUUCUACAAUGAUGACGUGUCACUAUCCAAGACUGGGAAUUGCUUCUGACUGGUUGAAGCAAAUUUCCUUGGCGGCACAACCAACCAGAAUUAUACUACCCAGGUCUGACAAGUGAAGGUAGAGACACGUCAUCAGUGAUGAGUAUGGAUUUUCUGGGAUGGAUCAUCAGACGUCAUUUCGCGGACGGAAUCGCGAAAUGUUGGCUAUUUUCUGAGGCUAAGUUUUGGUGUAAUCCAAACAAUUUUCUUAAAAAUAUCCCUCCAUUCCUUUGCUUGUAGCUAUCAGAGAACAGGCCGCGCAAGGUCUGCUCCUGACAUCAACAACAUCGCAACGUGGAACCCACGAUUCGUUAAAGUGAUGCGUUAA
Porites evermanni is the source of this 19781-nucleotide messenger RNA. NCBI's taxonomy places the organism in Eukaryota, Metazoa, Cnidaria, Anthozoa, Scleractinia, Poritidae. The record is from the annotation of a GenBank genome assembly.